GAGGAAGACAAAGCGGAAGUAAAUGUGCUCCGUUUCCUGGGUGAAGAUGCCGGCAUGUAAAUAAACAUGUGUGAAUGACUUUGAAAGCUUUUACCGCUCAAGACGGCUCAUCACCGCAUAACAAACAUAUCAAAGGAUGGCUUCUGCACGCGUGGGACUGUGCGCUCGACGCAGCAUCAUCUCUGGAUUUGAUGGCCGCGGCUACUCCACGUUCAGCAAAGCCUCCAACCAGCAGGAGCAAAGCAGCAGCCUCCCAGUGUUUCAGUAUGUGGGCCAGCACAAGAAGCCCAGCCACAAAGUGUUCGUGUGGGGCUUCAGCUUCACCGGAGCGCUCGGUAUUCCCAGCUUCGUCGUGCCGGACAGCGGCCGCAAGAAGCCUCGCAAAUUCCAGCUGACGCCUUACAGACUGGAGACCGCAGAGCAGAUCUCCUCAGCAGCUUGUGGUUACGGCUUCACCCUCAUCGCCUCCUCCACCAAAGACGUCACCAAGCUGUGGGGCAUGGGCCUGAACAAGGACUCUCAGCUGGGAUUUCAGCGCACGCAGCACAGCCGAGACGAGAGCUACGACUACGUGCUGGAGCCAUCGCCCGUGGCACUGCCCCUCGCCGAGCCCCUGCGGACCCGAGUGGUUCAGGUGUCAUGUGGCCGGGCUCACUCUCUGGUGCUUACCGAUCAGGAGGGAGUGUUCAGCAUGGGCAAUAAUUCCUAUGGACAAUGUGGACGACGUAUAGUGGAGGACGAAGCCUACAGCGGCAGUCACAUGCUUCACAAGAUGGAGGGUGUGGGCGGCAGCAAGGUGGUCCAAGUGGCCUGUGGUCAGGACCAUAGCCUCUUCCUUACGGAGGGGGGCCAGGUGUACGCUUGUGGGUGGGGAGCGGAUGGACAGACGGGUGUGGGACACCACAAUGUGUCCUCCACGCCCACCCAGGUGGCGGGGGACCUGGCGGGGGUGGCGGUGCAGCAGGUCAGCACCUACGGAGACUGCAGUCUGGCCGUGUCCAAAGACGGACAGCUGUACGGGUGGGGCAACUCGGAAUACCGCCAGCUGGCCUCUGUCACCGAGGCCACGCAGAUCAACAUUCCUCGUCAUGUCCCACUCGGAGGCUGUGGGAAGGUGGUGCAGGCGGCAUGCGGGGGCACGCAGGUGGCCAUCCUCAACGAGAGAGGCGAAGUGUUCGUUUGGGGAUACGGGAUUCUGGGAAAAGGCCCCAAGCUGUCGGAAUCCUCCACUCCUGAGAUGAUUCCACCCACGCUGUUUGGACGCUCUGACUUUAACCCCUCGGUCGGCGUCACCAAGAUCCGAUGCGGUCUCAGUCACUUUGCAGCUGUGACGGAUCGCGGCGAGCUCUUUGUGUGGGGGAAGAAUGUCCGAGGUUGUUUGGGCAUUGGCAAAAGAGACGACCAGUUCUUCCCAUGGCGUGUGACCGUCCCGGGUCAUGUGGUGGACGUAGCGUGCGGUGUGGACCACAUGGUGGCGCUGGUCAAGUCCCUUCUUUGACGCCUGAGAUGAAAGGAGCACGACUCACCAGGAUGAAGUCCGUCUGAUACGUGGACAGCAUGAACACUGAGAUGUUGUGGUCGGCCAGCGGUGCAAUGACUGACUUGGCUAUCUUGGUGACACCGAUGGGCUGCGAGGUGGAGGCGUUGCCGCCACCCGACACCACGUUGAGUGCCAACCACGUGGCAUCGGCGACGCUGAUGUGCUCCGACUCUGGCAGCUCUGGGGAACGAAAGGGACCCAUGAAACACAGCAUUGCUGCAUUACCAGUAAUGGUUUGUAUGUCCAUAGAGUCUGUUUUUUAUAAAAAUACAUCAUCUCCAUGUCUUCGUUUACUUCACUUUUUGAAAUUCCAGCAUGAAAGGACAAAGGCUUCGCUACACAUCUGAAAAUAAAUAAAUCCAUCCCUUUUCCAUGCCACUUGUCCUCACUAGGGUACAGGUAUGCUGGAGCCUAUCCCGGCUGACUUCGGGCAAGAAGCGGGGUACACCCUGGACUGGUCGCCAGCCAAUCACAGGGCAGCUUCUGUUGCAAUAGAGUGUGUUAGCAUGUUAGCACUGUAGCCAAUGUCCAUUUGUGAUAGGGAUUUGAACUUACAAUCGUGACUACACGUCUCUCUCUUUCCUGCAUGUUCUAGCAUGUGACGGGACACACCUAUUUCAACUAUAAAGCUUGAAAAAAAAACACAAACAAAACAACAACAAUGUUGUAUUUACUUAACUGUAAACCAAGCUACUGCAACAUUAUUAUAGCAGCUAACACAAAUAUCUACUUUCUGGUGUAGUGCAGCAGAAACACUUGUUUCUAUUGCUCUCUGGUUCUACCAUAUCUUACUUAUUGUGUGGAAAUAUGGGCUAAUAACUAUAAAAGCAAUCUUCACUCGCUAAAUGUACUGCAAAAAAAGUCAGUAAGGAUAAUUCAUAAUGCCGCCUACACCAACUACUAACUCCUUAUUUCUAAAAUCACAAAUACUUCAACUUGCUGAUAUAGUUCAUCUUCAAACAGCUAAAAUAAUGCAUAAGGCUAAAAAUAAGCAAUUAGCUAAAAAUGUCAUCCAAUACUUCUCUACAAGAGAGGAGAAAUAUGAUCUCAGGGAAGAAGUACAUUUGAAACACUUCUAUGCUAGGACUACGUUAUGCUAGCCAUAGCAUUUCAGUAUGUGGAAUCAAACUAUGGAAUGGAUUGAGUAAGGAAAUCAAACAAUGCACAACGAUGAGCCAAUUCAAGAAACAAUACAAGCAGUUGAUGUUUGCUAAAUACAAGGAUGAAGAGUCUUGAACCAGUCAUGAUGUGCUAUAUAUAUCACUAUAUUGACAUGCACUAUGGUACCCAUUAUGGCAUUGGAUGCUCAUAUCACCGAGUACUUCCAUACAAGGUACAUUAUUUAAAAAAAAAACCUUAAACUGUAUUAUGGAAAGCAGGAAGUGAACAAAUGUAACAGUUAGUGAUUGUAAAAGUACCAGAUGGAGGGGUAGGAUUUAAUAAGCUUUGCUUCUUCCUACUCCUUUUGGACAUGUGGAACUGGGAACUGAUUA
Doryrhamphus excisus (bluestripe pipefish) is the source of this 3033-nucleotide messenger RNA. It is a transcript of the gene rcc1l, whose product is annotated as RCC1 like. NCBI's taxonomy places the organism in Eukaryota, Metazoa, Chordata, Actinopteri, Syngnathiformes, Syngnathidae. Gene Ontology annotation, biological process: positive regulation of mitochondrial translation. The record is from RefSeq and is a predicted model, not a curated record. Gene Ontology annotation, molecular function: guanyl-nucleotide exchange factor activity; rRNA binding. Gene Ontology annotation, cellular component: mitochondrial inner membrane.